GGCAAACCCCAUCGGCUUCACCACCACCACACCCCUGCCAUGCCCAUUGCUAUUAAUAUUUCUUCGCCGUCUUCCAAUCUCCAUCCGCGAUCCAUUGGUUGCAGGCUUCCUCCGGCAUGGCCGCCGCCGUCUCCACCAUCGGAGCUGUCAACCGAGUCCCGCUGAGCCUGCAUGGCUCCAGCUCGGGAGCUUCGAUCCCUAGCUCAGUGUUCUUGGGGAGCAGCUUGAAGAAGGUGAACUCGGUUCCCAGCCACGGGAGGGUCCCCACUCGCACCUUCAAGGUCUUGGCUGCAGACCUGGACGAGUCGAAGCAGACCGAGAAAGACCGGUGGGCGGGGCUCGCUUACGAUGUAUCGGAUGAUCAGCAGGACAUCACCAGAGGGAAGGGGCUGGCCGAUUCCCUCUUCCAAGCACCCACGGGCGAUGGGACUCAUGAGGCCGUCAUGAGCUCCUACGAAUACAUCAGCCAGGGCCUCCGUCAGUACAACCUCGACAACACCAUGGAUGGAUUCUACAUCGCUCCCGCUUUCAUGGACAAACUUGUUGUUCACAUCUCCAAGAACUUCAUGAACUUGCCCAACAUCAAGGUUCCAUUGAUUUUGGGUGUCUGGGGAGGCAAAGGGCAGGGGAAAUCCUUCCAGUGUGAGCUCGUGUUCGCCAAGAUGGGAAUCAACCCUAUAAUGAUGAGUGCCGGAGAACUGGAAAGUGGGAAUGCAGGAGAGCCUGCAAAAUUGAUCAGGCAAAGGUACCGGGAGGCAGCCGAAAUCAUCAAGAAGGGGAAGAUGUGCUGCCUCUUCAUCAACGAUCUCGACGCCGGAGCUGGGCGGCUCGGCGGCACCACCCAGUACACCGUCAACAACCAGAUGGUGAACGCCACCCUCAUGAACAUCGCCGAUAACCCAACCAACGUGCAGCUCCCGGGAAUGUACAACAAGCAGGAGAACCCCCGCGUUCCCAUCAUCGUCACCGGAAACGACUUCUCCACCCUCUAUGCUCCGCUCAUUCGUGAUGGUCGUAUGGAGAAGUUCUACUGGGCGCCAACCAGAGAGGACCGCAUCGGCGUCUGCGCCGGAAUAUUUAGGACCGACAAUGUCGCCAAGGAGGACAUUGUCAAGCUCGUCGAUUCGUUCCCCGGCCAGUCCAUCGACUUCUUUGGCGCCCUCCGAGCCAGGGUGUAUGAUGAUGAGGUGAGGAAAUGGGUUGCAGAGAUCGGGGUUGAAAGCGUGAACAAGAAGUUAGUCAACUCACUGGAAGGACCGCCGACGUUCGACCAGCCCAAGAUGAGCCUCGCCAAGCUAAUGGAGUACGGUAACAUGCUGGUGAAGGAGCAAGAGAACGUGAAGAGGGUGCAGCUGGCCGACAAGUACCUGAGCGAGGCCGCGCUGGGAGACGCCAAUGAGGACGCCAUUAACACGGGACAGUUCUACGGGAAAGCAGCUCAACAGGUGGGCGUCCCAGUUCCAGAAGGGUGCACUGAUCCGAUUGCCACAAACUUUGAUCCGACGGCCAGGAGCGACGAUGGGAGCUGCUUGUACCCCGUCUGAGUGUGUGGUUUUUGUGAUUGAUGGAAACAUAUCGGAGACGACGCCUUCUUUGUCUAUGCAUGGGGUGGAAUAGCAGUAGCAGCAGUCGCUGUGUUGUAAACAUACCUAUGUGACUCUUUUAAAUCCAUAAACGGCUUUUAUUCUUA
Molecule: messenger RNA, 1690 nt
Organism: Musa acuminata AAA Group (dessert banana)
Lineage: Eukaryota; Viridiplantae; Streptophyta; Magnoliopsida; Zingiberales; Musaceae
Product: ribulose bisphosphate carboxylase/oxygenase activase, chloroplastic-like
Exons: 7
Coding region: 117-1544 (475 amino acids)
Cellular component (GO): chloroplast stroma; thylakoid
Molecular function (GO): ribulose-1,5-bisphosphate carboxylase/oxygenase activator activity; ATP hydrolysis activity; ATP binding
Source: RefSeq, a predicted model, not a curated record